Molecule: messenger RNA, 4103 nt
Organism: Alexandromys fortis (reed vole)
Lineage: Eukaryota; Metazoa; Chordata; Mammalia; Rodentia; Cricetidae
Gene: Gdf6
Product: growth differentiation factor 6
Exons: 2
Coding region: 693-2051 (452 amino acids)
Biological process (GO): BMP signaling pathway
Cellular component (GO): extracellular region
Molecular function (GO): cytokine activity; growth factor activity
Source: RefSeq, a predicted model, not a curated record
CUAACGCCGACUUGGGGGUUGAAGUUGAAGCGGAGCGGAGAAGGUACCACUACUGCGAGCCAGCGCGCAGCCGGCGGCAGAAGCACCAGCUCCGAGCCAGCUCUGGCCACUGCCACUACAGCUUCCCGUGUUCCCGGGUCCCCGGGCCGCUGACUCCCAGGAAAGUACAGGCAGCUGGCGGGAAUGGCGUGCGGCGGGGCAGCGUUGCGGAGGGUGGGCUUCCCCGCCCUUGCCAGACGGCCCCUGGUGUUGCGUGCGGGCUCUGGCUCUCCAGCCGAGGGACAGCGGUGCUUGGUCCCCGCUCUCCCUGCCAGCGCUCCCGACUCCGCCGGGCGCUCGCUGGGAGCAGCUCGCACGCCUUCCGAGGGGGCGCUGCGCCACGCCGUCGCCCCAGCCCACCACCGCCCCCUACUCCACACCUCCUGCCCGCUCUACCCGCCGCCCUCCCCCUCCCCGCCGUGCCGCUCUCCCUCCUUUCUUCCCCCCCCCUCCCGGCGAGGGGCGGGAGGGGGCGUGGCAGGGCCUCGGUUUGUGUAGCUGCUGCCCGGCUCCCCGCACUCGGAGUCUGCAGGAGGAACGCGGCCUCCGCCGCUGUCCAGCUGCUCUGUGCCUUUCGCGCCCGGCGCCGCCGCCUCCGCCGCCGCUGCCGCUGUCGCCGCUGCCUCUCCGGGAAACUCAGUCACUGGCUCACCAUGGACUCUCCUAGGGUCCUGCUCUUGGCGAUCUUCCUCAUCAGCUUCUUCUGGGAUUUGCCGGGUUUCCAACAGGCUUCCAUCUCCUCGUCCUCCUCCACCGAACUGGACUCCACCAAGGGCGUGAGGAGCGGCAAAGAAGGGAAGAUGCCGAGGACACCACAAGAGAGUGCGGAGGGACAGACGCCCCAGGAGCACCAGCCGAGGCAGAGCGAACUCAGGCUGCGGCCGCCUGCACAGUCUCAGGGGCAGGAGCCUCCGGGCAGGGUCCCGCGCGUGGUGCCCCACGAGUACAUGCUGUCAAUCUACAGGACUUACUCCAUUGCCGAGAAGUUGGGCAUCAAUGCCAGUUUUUUCCAGUCUUCCAAGUCAGCUAAUACGAUCACUAGCUUUGUAGACAGAGGACUGGACGAUCUCUCGCACACUCCUCUCCAGAGACAGAAGUAUUUGUUUGAUGUGUCCACGCUCUCAGACAAAGAAGAGCUGGUGGGCGCAGAGCUGAGGCUUUAUCGCCAGGCGCCCCUAGCGCCCUCGGGGCUACCAGCCCGACCGCUGCACUUGCAGCUCUUUCCCUGUCUGUCCCCUCUGCUGUUGGACACCAGGACCCUGGAUCGUCAGGAACCAACUCAGACCGGCUGGGAAGUCUUCGACGUGUGGCAGGGCCUGCGCCUUCAGACAUGGAAGCAGCUGUGCUUGGAGUUGAGGGCAGCCUGGGGUGAGCUGGACGCUGGGAAUACCGAGGCACGAGCGAGUGGUCCCCAGCAGCCACCGCCUCCGGACCUGCGGAGUCUGGGCUUCGGACGGAGGAUGCGGCCGCCCCAAGAGCGCGCCCUGCUCGUGGUGUUCACCAGAUCCCAGCGCAAGAAUCUGUUCGCCGAGAUGCGCGAGCAGCUGGGCUCUGCCGAGGCGGCGGGAACCGAGGGGUCAUGGCCAGCGCCCUCGGGUGCCCCAGACGCCGGGCCUUGGCUGCCCUCGCCCGGCCGCCGGCGGCGACGCACCGCUUUCGCCAGCCGCCACGGCAAGCGACACGGCAAGAAGUCCAGGCUGCGCUGCAGCAGAAAGCCCCUGCACGUGAAUUUCAAGGAAUUAGGCUGGGACGACUGGAUUAUCGCGCCCCUAGAGUACGAGGCCUAUCACUGCGAGGGCGUGUGCGACUUCCCGCUGCGUUCGCACCUGGAGCCCACCAACCACGCCAUCAUCCAGACGCUGAUGAACUCCAUGGACCCGGGCUCCACCCCGCCCAGCUGCUGCGUUCCUACCAAAUUGACUCCCAUUAGCAUCCUGUACAUCGACGCAGGCAAUAAUGUGGUCUACAAGCAGUACGAGGACAUGGUGGUGGAGUCCUGCGGCUGCAGGUAGCGGUGUCGUCCGCCGGAGCCAGGGACCAUGGAGGGAGGCAUGACUGCUGAGAGACGGAGCUGGAGCUGGCCUGAAGAGGCCACAAGUCGGGGACAUCAUAGAAGUAGGAGCAGUGGGAGAGGAGGCAGCCCAGCCCUCCCAGAAUCUUCCACUCGCCAACCCAGAAGCAGCUAAGGGUUUUUUUUACACUUUGCCUGGCCACCCUGGAAAGACUAGACAAGGAUUGUUUUCUUUUCCUUUUCUUUAUUACUAUGGCUUUGGGUUUUGUUGUGUCUCCUUGAUUUUGAUAGGAGAUGGAAGGUGGAGGAGAGAUGGGUAUCUGUUCCCAAAUAUUCCGUGGAAGGGGGUGGGGACACGAGAGAAAGAACCAAUCGCUUUUCUCCGCAUCUCGGACUUGUUGCCUCUUCCUGUGAGAGAAAGUGGGGUCUUUGGGUCUUUCCAGCUACGUCAUAGCUGACGCCCUUGACUUCUGCGCAGGAAGUAUUAGGAGAGUUGGUUAAAGGAACAGGGAGUAGGGAGGGAUCUUGCCCUUUGAGAGCCCCAGAGACCUGGGCCCAAGCUGCCGCCCUGCUCUCCCAUGAGUUUAUCAGCUCUGUCCUGGCCUCAGCCAGCACAGGGAACUGGGAGCUGCCACUGCUGUGGACUCAGGCCUCCGGAUGCCUUUACCUUUGCUGGUGGGGAAAGGAGUUGGUAUGGAUGGAAUGACAGGAAUUAGUCCCUGUGGAACCCCGUGAAGGAUAAUGAGAAACCACAAGGCCCAGUUCUGACCCGGUGACAGGGAGGUGCAGUACCCAAGGCUCCAAGGAGCCCACCCCAAAAGAUCUUCGUCUUGUCUGUUUCUCAUUGAUUUUCUUUAAACAGAAUUUGUCAAAAUUCCAGCACCUCCUUCUAAGGGAAACUUUUUUUUUUUUUUUUUAAUGGCGAGGGGUGGGAACUCUGUAAUUAAGGUAAGAAGGAAAGAGGAGGAAAGACCUAAGAAGCGGGCUCCAUCAGGAGGGGAGAUGAUGGCCCCGGAGGAGGAUGGAGAUAAAGGGCCAGGCCCCAAGCAAGGGAAGGAUGAAAGGGCCAGGAGCCUCUGCCUCUGAAGUUUCUAAAAAUUAAGACCCCUCCCCUCUUUCUGACAUUCCUGAGAGAUUACCAGCCAGCAAUAGCCCAGGGCUCCCCCUAGAGAAUUGUUUUAGAUUGUAAUUACCAGUUAGGUGGUUUUUUUUUUUUUUCAUAGUAAUGAGAUACUGUGAAGAGUCAAGGGUUACACUGAGCUUGGGGUGGAAACUGGGGUACAGGCCUCAAGGAAAGAAACCAGAAGGAAGCAGGAGAUACCUGCUCCCAGGUAGUCAAGACCUCCUUCCUUCCCUCAGUCUGGACCAGGAUUAUUUUUUAAACAUUACCCAGGUCUACCUUUGAGAAGUAGGUGGCCUCAGCCUUGUUUGUGGGAUAGUUUAAAUGGAGAAAGGUGUGUUAAAAUUUGCCGAAGGUUUUGGGGUGCCCCGACUGGUUUGUUUUCUCCCUAUCUGAAUCCUGUUGCUUGUCUGGGUCAGAGAUCUGCAGACUGUCGAGGAAAGGGUGGAAAUGCUAAUACGUGGUAAUAUAAUGGAGAGAGAAGAGACAAGACUUGUCCAGGAGAACUGACUUAAAUGCACAUUUGCUUUGGAUGCACUGUUGUUCUGUUGAGGCUGUAUAUAUUUGUUUAUUUAAGAUGACUGCAGAUGCCAAGAGAAGCCAUGCAAUCAUCUUAAUGUACAAAACGUUAUAUGCACUCAAAUGUUAUAAGUUCUAAUAUUUUUAAAGUUUAUAUUCGAGUUGUACAAAGUUAAGCAUUAAUCAGAUAUUUCAUUCUUUCAUAAUGUUAUCGUUUUCUUAAAUAUUAUUAUAAAAAUUUAAAUCUGUCUAACGGAGAGCUUUUCUUUUGGAACUGUCUACCUCACUAUAAUACAAAAUUUGACAACACUAACGUUGCCAGAGGUCGAUUGAUAUCCAAAACAUUUUUAUGAAAUACUUCCUUAGAUGAUGCAGAAUCUGGUUAAUACCAUCUUAUUAAACUCAUUUUCCCCU